AUAAAUAAAUUAUUAAAAGAAAUGGGUAACGCGGAUACGAAAUUAAAUUUUAGGAAAGCUGUCGUUCAGCUUACAUCAAAAUCUCAGCCUAUUGACGCUUCUGAUGAAAGCUUUUGGGAUCAGUUCUGGUCAGAGAGUGUUACAAACGUGCAGGAUGUUUUCGCUUUGGUCCCUGGGGCUGAGAUACGAGCCCUGCGCGAGGAGUCACCAAACAACUUAGCCACCCUUGUGUACAAGGCUGUAGAGAAGUUGGUGAAAAUAGUUGAUAGUAGCUGUAGAACUCAACGGGAACAGCAACAAGCUUUGAACUGUGCAAGGCUACUGACUCGCAUUCUACCUUACAUGCUGGAGGAGCCGGAGUGGCACAGCUUUUUCUGGUCAUCAUUGCCGGCUGCAUCUGAGAAUGAAUCCGUGCCGUUAGCACAGUCACUUAUCAAUGCCAUUUGUGAUCUUCUGUUUUGUCCAGAUUUCACAGUUGUGAGCACCAAAAGAUCAGGACCAGAGCGUGCAGAAGAACUAUCGUCACUCGACAGUUGCGAGUACAUCUGGGCGGGGGGCGUGGGCUUCGCUCGAAGCCCGGCUCGAAGUGCCCAACAUGAGGCCGCGCGAGCAGAACUGCUUCGAUUACUGUUAACAUGUUGUAGUGAAACUAUAUACAAGCCCGCCUCACUUGCCGCUACCCAUCAUAAUAAAUGGAUUGCAUAUCUAACGAGUUCGGAGAAUCGUCACGCGCUGCCUCUGUUCACGUCUUUGCUGAACACGGUGUGCUCAUACGAUCCGGUGGGGCUUGGGUUACCUUACAACCAUCUUCUCUUUGCUGAUACCCUGGAACCGCUUGUUGAGGUGGCGCUACAAGUUCUGAUAGUAACAUUGGACCACGACACAAGUAAUGCUGUUAACGAGGAUUCCGAUGAGCGCCUGCCCGACAACCUGUUCAUCAACUACCUGUCCCGCAUCCACCGCGACGAGGACUUCCAGUUCCUGCUGCGAGGCGCCACGCGUCUGCUCAACAACCCGCUGCAGCAGACCUACCUGCCCAACUCCGCCAAGCGGGUGGCGCUGCACCAGGAGCUGCUCGUGCUCUUCUGGAAGAUGUGCGACUACAACAAGAAAUUCAUGUACUAUGUAUUGAAAAGCAGCGACGUUCUCGAAGUCCUCGUGCCGAUAUUGUAUCACCUGAACGACUCGCGCGCAGACCAAUCUCGCGUGGGCCUGAUGCACAUCGGCGUGUUCAUCCUGCUGCUGCUGUCGGGCGAGCGCAACUUCGGCGUGCGCCUCAACAAGCCGUACGCGGCCGCCGUGCCCAUGGACAUCCCCGUGUUCACGGGCACGCACGCCGACCUGCUGGUCGUGGUGUUCCACAAGAUCGUCACCACGGGCCACCAGCGCCUGCAGCCGCUCUUCGACUGCCUGCUCACCAUACUCGUCAACGUAUCACCAUACCUAAAGACACUGUCAAUGGUCUCAUCCACCAAGCUGUUACAUUUGCUCGAAGCGUUCAGCACGCCCUGGUUCUUGUUCUCGAGGCCACACCAUCACCACCUGGUCUUCUUCUUGCUCGAAAUGUUCAACAACAUGAUACAGUACCAGUUCGAUGGUAACUCCAACCUGGUGUACACGAUAAUUCGCAAGCGAGGCGUGUUCCACGCGCUCGCCAACUUGCCGCAGGAGCACGCCGCCAUCGCGCGCUCGCUGGCCGCCGCGCGAGCGCAGCCCGCCGCCGGGAAGGCGCUGCCGAGGUCCCGUAGCGCGGAGUCAGUGUCGGAGGCGGCGAUGGAGGGGUCGAGGCCGGCGCAACCUGCGGAACCCGGCACGUUAAACGCCACACUACCGGACACGCCAGCGAUCGCGACGAUGACGGAGCGCGAGCCCGCGCACCCGGCCGCGCGCGAGCUGCUGCCGGCGCGCCGCGCGGGCGACGGCGAGGACCGCAGCCCCGAGCGCGAGCUCGUCUCGCAGGGCGCCGGAGACUGGCGACCCAGUGGAGAGUGGGUGGCGAGUUGGCGAGCUCGUCUACCGCUGCAGACCAUCAUGAGGCUACUGCAGGUGCUCGUGCCGCAGGUCGAGAAGAUCUGCAUUGACAAGGGCCUGACGGACGAGUCGGAGAUCCUGCGCUUCCUGCAGCACGGCACGCUGGUGGGGCUGCUGCCGGUGCCGCACCCGAUCCUCAUCCGCAAGUACCAGGCCAACGCCGGCACCGCGGCCUGGUUCCGCACCUACAUGUGGGGCGUCAUCUACAUACGUAACGUGGACCCACCGAUCUGGUACGACACGGACGUGAAGCUGUUCGAGAUCCAACGGGUAUGAUCGUGAGCGAUAAUACUUAUACACCUUGCUUAGUAUCGAAUAGAACAAUUGCGUAUUUUGUAACAUCACACGGGUCACACCUUGAACUUUGUACAGAAUAAAAGCAUUCAAUGAUACAAAAUCUACUGUAUACCAUUAUUAAGCCAUAACAAAAAAAAAACAGUCAAAAGUUGUAGUUUAGGCACAAUAUAGGCUUGAAACUAACCUUAUUGAUGGACUACUUUUAUUUCCCUGAUUUAUAGUAUAGAGCUUAAAAAUGUUAUUGUAUGUGGUUUAUUUGUAUUGUUUUCAUCCCUUACAUCCCUCUGUUAUGUUUACUGCUAAUCAACUCUCCAAAUUAUUUAAAAAAAAAACUGUGUACUGCUGAUCGCUGGCUAACUGUCAAAUAACUAGUAUGGAAACUAGCGGGAGUAUUAUUUUGUGGUUACAAUUUGACAGCGAUUGAUUGCUGAAUGUUAACAAUAGCUCGGCUAUUACAAAACCCGUAAUAGCCUAUUUAUAAUAAAUUUAUACAAUAUGCUGUUUAGAGGGACAUGGUCAAUUAUUGUCAAUUAUUUGGUUUUUUUAAAUCAGAUUAUAUACAGAUAUGUUUAUACUUAAAAAAGAGGCUACUACAAAUGUCUAUGGAAUAUCUUUUUGUAGGUCUUUGCUAUGUAAAUUUAAUUUUUAUGUUUAAGGUGUGACCCGAAUUAUUUAUAAUGAAUACACGACAGCUAUUGUAAAAA
Molecule: messenger RNA, 3032 nt
Organism: Melitaea cinxia (Glanville fritillary)
Lineage: Eukaryota; Metazoa; Arthropoda; Insecta; Lepidoptera; Nymphalidae
Product: protein HID1
Exons: 17
Coding region: 22-2307 (761 amino acids)
Cellular component (GO): Golgi trans cisterna; membrane; Golgi medial cisterna
Source: RefSeq, a predicted model, not a curated record